Molecule: messenger RNA, 890 nt
Organism: Monosiga brevicollis MX1
Lineage: Eukaryota; Choanoflagellata; Craspedida; Salpingoecidae
Exons: 3
Coding region: 1-744 (247 amino acids)
Source: RefSeq, a predicted model, not a curated record
AUGUUUUCUCUCUCUGACUCUCUGACUCUCUCUUUCUUUCUUUUUCUCUCUCUUUCUCUUUCUCUCUCUCUCUCUCUCUCUCUCUCUCAUUUUGUUCUCGCGAAUAUUUUGUUGACGGCGGUGGACAAUAUCAUACUAGUGGCCAUGGCGCGGGGUCGUGGCGGUGCGGGUGCCUCAGCGGCGGGUGGUCGUCGAGCUGGUGGUGGGCGCAGCGGGCGGUCGUCGGGUAGCAAGCCCAAGACGGCGGGCGCGCAGGCAGCCACGGCUGCCGCCCUCAAGCAGAGCUUGGGUCAAGUUCGCCUGGCCAGCACCACCAGCAUGUCUCUCUCGGAGCGGUUCUCUAAAAUCGGUGGUCCUGUCAAGCUCACAGCGGCUUCGGCAUCGGGCAAAAAGGCCACCAAGAAGGGUGCCUCGGCCACGGGACCCACAGCGCAAAAGAAGACGCCCACAAAGGGCGCCAAGAACGCCAAGGGCGCAAAAGGCACCAAGGGUGCCGCUCCCGCCAACGCCAAGAAUGGCGCCAAGGGGGGAAAGAAGGGCAAGGGUGAGGCUGCCAAGCCCACUCCGGCCGACCGAGACUCGCUCGACGCCCAGAUGAACAACUAUCGUGGCCAGACCGCUAGUGGCCUCAACGCCAUGCUCGACGAGUACCGUUCCAAGCGCACCGAGUCCGCCGACCCUGUGACCUCGGCCGUUGAUGAUGCUGCCAUUCUCGGCGUGGAGGAUUCCUCCGUGGUGGCUUAAAAGUACUCACAUGUCAGUAUCCAUUUGCUUGCGUCUCUUCCCCUCGGCUCCUCAACCUUUUGAUCUGCGGUCCCAACACGGCUUCCGGCUCGGGAAACAAGCAAGAGGUUGCAACGUUACACCCAUCAAUUGACAAUAAAAGACUC